Aspergillus bombycis is the source of this 1656-nucleotide messenger RNA. RefSeq names its product arylsulfatase. Gene Ontology annotation, molecular function: arylsulfatase activity. Bases 1 to 1656 code for a protein of 551 amino acids. NCBI's taxonomy places the organism in Eukaryota, Fungi, Ascomycota, Eurotiomycetes, Eurotiales, Aspergillaceae. The transcript has 2 exons. The record is from RefSeq and is a predicted model, not a curated record.
AUGGGCUCAACUCGCCGGCCGAACUUCCUCAUCAUUGUCGCUGAUGAUCUCGGAUACAGUGACACCAAGCCGUUUGGAUCGGAAAUUGAAACCCCAGCACUUGAUUUUCUGGCACGUACAGGAACAUGCCUGACCAAUUUUCACACCGCGUCGGCCUGUUCACCGACUCGCUCGAUGCUGUUCUCCGGCACCGACAAUCACAUUGCCGGGCUGGGCCAGAUGGCCGAACACAUGAGAAAUGCCAAACAAUACCAAGGCAAACCAGGAUAUGAGGGAUACCUCAAUUGGAGAGUAGCCGCCUUGUCCGAAGUGCUGCAGGAUGCUGGCUAUUUCACGGCCAUGUCAGGAAAAUGGCAUUUGGGACUGAAGCAAGAGAUCGCUCCCUGUUCUCGCGGGUUUGAGAAGAACUUCUCAUACCUUGCUGGAUGCGGAAACCACUUCAACUACGAGCCUCAACUGGAACAUGCUGGAGAUGGCUUCCUGGCCCCAUUGAAAUCAUCCGCCUUCUGGAUGGAAGGGGACAGAUUCCUGGACCGAACCACCGACAUUCCCUCGGACUUCUACUCGACUACAACCUUUACCGAUCAAUUACUCCAAUACUUGACUUCCAGGGAAGAAGACGACGACCGACCGUUCUUCGCCUACCUCCCCUUCACGGCACCCCACUGGCCCCUGCAAGCUCCGCGCGAGCUAAUCAACAAAUACAAAGACCUCUACAACGAAGGUCCGGAAGUCCUCCGCCAAAAGCGCCUGGAGCGCCUCAUCCAACUAGGCCGCGUGCCCAAAGACGUCCAUGCUGCGCCCAUCACCCUCGAAAGCGACGACUGGGCCUGGAACAAACUCAGCGACGAGAAACGCGCCGACUCAGCCCGCAAAAUGGAAGUCUUCGCUGCAAUGGUCGAUCUAAUCGACCAGAACAUCCAAAGAGUCAUCGACCACCUCCAAUCAACCGACGAACUAGACAACACCUUCAUCCUGUUCAUGUCCGACAACGGCGCCGAGGGCGCAAUGCUGGAAGCCCUCCCUGUCAUGGGUCCCUCGGGCAGCAUCAAGGCUAUCAUCGAUAAGUACUACGAUAACUCGCUCGAGAAUAUAGGCAAUCCGGACUCGUUUGUCUGGUACGGCCCCGCGUGGGCCAGCGCAGCUAUGGCUCCUUCGCGUGGAUUCAAAACCUGGAUCACGGAGGGUGGCAUCCGGUGUCCGUGUGUGGUGCGGUUUCCGCCGCUGGGAGUUAGUAAUGGGCAGACUGACUCGUUUGCAACGGUCAUGGAUGUUUUCCCGACAAUUUUGGAUCUAGCGGGUGUGCCUCUUCCCGGGGAACAGUUUCGAGGGAGGGAGGUUGUGCCCGUGCGAGGUUCGUCGUGGGUGCCGCAUCUUGCGGGCCGGACGGUAGAAUUUCAUGAGGAUGAGGGGGGUUAUAUUACGGGAUGGGAGUUGUUUGGGAGACGGGGUCCGUGGAAGGCGCUCUAUAUGACUGCGCCGAGGGGCAAGGAUCGGUGGGAGUUGUAUAAUCUGGAGGAGGAUCCUGGGGAGGUGGAUGACCGGGCAGACUCGGAGCCGGAGAUUUUGCAGAGGUUGAUUGAACACUGGGAGGUGUACUAUUCUGAGACGGGGAUGGUUGAUCCGGCGCAGGAGUUUCCAUAUACGAAGAUUUGA